Molecule: messenger RNA, 1251 nt
Organism: Podospora pseudocomata
Lineage: Eukaryota; Fungi; Ascomycota; Sordariomycetes; Sordariales; Podosporaceae
Exons: 1
Coding region: 1-1251 (416 amino acids)
Biological process (GO): canonical NF-kappaB signal transduction
Source: RefSeq, a predicted model, not a curated record
AUGGCAGACUCACCACGCUCGCCCAAGAGGCGGCGUAUUCUCGCCUCAAUCAACCGCCCAGAUCACGAUGCCGGCAGCGAUAGCGAUGAAUACGGCCCAAGACCAGCAGGCCAACCAAGCAAGACGUAUCGCGAUAUGCCCCGCCAUAAAUCAACCCCUCCAGGCGAGGAACCACCAGACGCCAAAGAUGAACCGCAUCAGUCAGAGAAACAGGACGAUCCUAUGCCUACAGAUGGCUCAAACCAAACCCCAGAAGCAGACGGCAACUCUACGAAGCCGAAACCCACCAAAUUCCGCUUCAAAUCCAAGUCCUCCCGCUCCCGCCGAGAUCGCGAUAAAGACCGGGAGGAAAGGGAUCUCGACAGAGACAAACGCAGAUCCAGCUCCAGAGACCGCACCUCCUCGCAAUCCCACCGCCACCGUCACAGGUCCCGCUCCCCCUCCGACAAACACCGCCGCUCCUCCCACCGUCACCACCACCAACACCGCUCCUCCCGCCGCCGCCGGCCCCCCUCCCCCCAACAACCCGACCCCUUUGCCCCGGACCCUCUAGAUCCAGAAACCGCCUUCCGCGAAUCCCUCUUCGACGCCAUGGCCGACGACGAAGGCGCCGCAUACUGGGAAGCCAUCUACGGCCAGCCAAUCCACAUUUAUUCCAACCCCGAACAUGUCAACCCCGCCACCGGCCACCUAGAAAAGAUGACAGAUGAGGAAUACGCCGAGUAUGUCCGUCAGAAGAUGUGGGAGAAGACCCAUGCUGGCCUGUUGGAAGAACGGGAGAAGCGCAAAAAGCAAAAAGAGGAACAGGCCAAGAAGGACGAAGAAAGAAGGAGGAUAGAAAAAGAAAUGGAGAGGAGUUUUAUACGAGGGGAGGAGAGGCGGGUGAAACGGUCAUGGAGGACGAGGUUUGAGAGGUAUCUACAGAAAUGGGAGGAGUGGGUUAAAGAUGCUGCGCCGGGGGCGGAGAAGAUUCCUUGGCCGAUUGGAGUGGAGAGGGAUGAGGAGGGGGGUUUUAGGGCGGGGGAGGUGAGGACCUUUUUUGUGAAUGGGCUGGGGCUGGAGGAGACUGGGGAGAAGGAGUUUGUGGCUAGGUUGAAGGAGGAGAGGGUGAGGUGGCAUCCGGAUAAGAUACAGCAGCGGUUGUUGGGGGGGUCGGGGACGGUGGAUAAGGGGGUUAUGAGGGAUGUCACGGCGGUUUUUCAGGUUGUGGAUGGGUUGUGGGGGGAGCUGAGGAGGAAUAUGGGGAAGUGA